AUGGCGUCUCUCCCGGGCAAGGCAGAGGUCGUGCAUAUGGAGCAGGACAAGUCGUCGUCUGAAGGAGCUGCUGUCGACAUUGCCGAGGCCAAACGAAUUGAUGAGGGAGAAGGGGCAUCAGAUCUCAAGCUCGACAAGCGUGGCCUUCCCCUUGUACCGCAACCAUCAGAUCGCAGAGAUGAUCCGCUUAACUGGUCACCGAUGCUCAAAUUGUUCGUCCUGUUGCAAGUCAGCUGGCUCGCUUUUCUGGGACCUAUGGCUGGCGCGAUCGUCAACCCGGCCUUUGUGCCACUGAGCAAGCAGUUCGACAUCACUGUGGUCCAGGCCUCGUAUGAGCUUACUGUGUAUAUUGUCUCUGCAGGCGUAGGGCCCCUGUUCACGGUGCCACUGGCCAAUGUGUACGGCCGAAGACCUGUCUACAUUCUGGGCAAUCUUCUGGCCGCCGUCACCAACAUCGCUGCAGGGUAUUGCAACACGUGGACCGGGAUAAUGGUAACGCGCGUGUUCAACGGCAUCGGUGCCGGCUCUCCGGGCGCCAUAGGAGCUGCGACAGUCUGCGACAUGUACUAUCUGCACGAGCGUGGAUUUUACAUGGGCAUCUUCACAUUCCUUCUCACUAACGGGCCUCAUGCCGCCUCUUUGUUCGGCGGCUUUAUCGCCCAGAGUCUGGGUUGGAGGUGGUGCUUUUUGAUUCCAGGUUAUAUCCAGCUCGGCACGUUCGUCUUGACGCUUUUCUGCCUGCCAGAAACAAUCUACUCUCGCCGGUCCAGCACCAAUAGCCGACGGGAACGAUCUUUCAAGGACCUCCUCCUCUUCAGACAUUCUGGCUUGCAGGACCGCAGGCUCCAUUUCGGCGACUUCCUCCGGCCGUUUUACAUGCUGAAGUACCUGUCGAUUGUGAUUCCGGGCCUCUACUACAUGACGGCUUUCGGGUUCGGGUCGGUGCUGUUCGCUGCGACAGGGUCGAGCUUGUUCCGCACUGUAUACCACUUCGACGUCGCGCAGACGGGAAUGCUGCUUAGCAUCCCACUCCUCAUCGGCUGUUUGCUGGGCGAAAUGAGCGCAGGCUGGCUCACGGAUUACAUGGUCUACCGAUACGCCAAACACCACGGUGGUAGACGGGAGCCAGAACCACGCAUCAACGCGGUGGUCCUGGCGGUCUUGUGUCCGAUCGGAAUCAUCAUCGACGGCAUCUGUCUGUCGCAUUUCAAGACCGUGCCGUGGGUGGGCGCGGCGUUUGGCAUGGGCAUUGCGAACUUUGGCCUCCAGAUCGCGACGACAGUUACCUACAGCUACUGCACAGACGUAUGUGACCACCCCAGUGCCAAUACUCCGGGAUAA
This is a messenger RNA of Cladophialophora psammophila CBS 110553, 1341 nucleotides long. RefSeq lists its product as uncharacterized. NCBI's taxonomy places the organism in Eukaryota, Fungi, Ascomycota, Eurotiomycetes, Chaetothyriales, Herpotrichiellaceae. The coding region runs from base 1 to 1341 and encodes 446 amino acids. Gene Ontology annotation, molecular function: transmembrane transporter activity. The record is from RefSeq and is a predicted model, not a curated record. The transcript is spliced from 3 exons. Gene Ontology annotation, biological process: transmembrane transport.